Messenger RNA from Lineus longissimus, 2459 nucleotides. RefSeq names its product FMRFamide receptor-like. Bases 1003 to 2103 code for a protein of 366 amino acids. Gene Ontology annotation, molecular function: G protein-coupled peptide receptor activity. Lineage: Eukaryota; Metazoa; Nemertea; Pilidiophora; Heteronemertea; Lineidae. Gene Ontology annotation, cellular component: membrane. Gene Ontology annotation, biological process: G protein-coupled receptor signaling pathway. The transcript is spliced from 2 exons. The record is from RefSeq and is a predicted model, not a curated record.
AUUUCCAGUCUUGACACUCGAAGCACUGAAUUCGUACCUCACAACACCUUUCGUAAUAGAAAGUAUUUCGAGGACCAUAUUUUCAGAAUUCCAGUGUGUCAAAUUUGUAAAAUUUGCAUUUAGUUUUGAAGACACCUUCCCUAAUUCCUGAGGACUGAAUUAGGGGGACGAGGCUGACCAUGGUACUUUGACAUCAUACUCAAAACAAGUAGACCCCACUCUAAACAUAAGUCUUUUAAUGAGUCGAUAUCAUCACACUGAGUUUUUACAUUAUCUUUAAUUAAUCGGUGUUGAUUAAGUGCCAGACAUGCUUUAAUACCAGGAGCAUUUUGCUGAUUGUUUACCGAUUGCCAAUCCAUCAUCUAAUUAGCAAAAUACAGGCAACAUUCUGCAAACAAAUCGUAUCGUUUCAUUUGCCUGGGCUGAGCAAUCAUAAGCAGGGACAUGGAUGUAUCACACAGAGUUAGAAACUGAAGAUUGGUGUCAACCAAAGAAAUAACCAACCUUGGUGAAGCAAUAUUACAAUAUUACGAAAAGGAAACCAGCUUUAGUGAGGCCACAAUAUUACGGAAAGGACCUAGUCCUCAGAAACAACAGAACUGAAAUGCUACACAAGUGGAGUAGGAAGUUUGAACCGGAUACUUCAAUGACAUAACAAAUAUAUCUUGAGUGUCCAGGAGAAGAUUUGAACCUUACUUUACAGAUUUACACUAAAGCUGCCAACAUUGUUGGUAAAAGUCCAAGGUCCACUUUUCAUUAUGUAUUCUUGAUGACUAAGUUUGAAAUGGAUAUCGAAAGCAUGUAGUCAGUUGAAUUCAAUCAAACAGUGACGAACAUUCACAAGAUGAGAUUUUUCAAAAUGUUCAGGCAUAAAUGUUAUUCCCAGGAUGGGCCAACUACAUUUAAGGUGUUACCAAAACUGUUGAUACCAAUUCUCAGAGUCAAUGUUUCCAUUUUUUAACCCACAAUCACUUAAACACUUUGGAUUUCAAUUCAACCAAUAUGGACGAUAAUAACAGAUCGGACACAAACUGCACCGACAUUGACAAUGCCUACCUCCGAAUCUUUGACAAUGAGACGUUCACAAUGGACCUAGUGGUCCGAUUCCUCAUCAGCCUGCCGCUAAACUCGACCGGGAUCAUCCUGAAUAUCCUCUGUUUCUUCAUAGUAGGACGGUUAAAGACUGGACUACGCUCAACAACGCGGGCGCUCCAGGUUUUAGCACUGACGGACGCAUUCUUUUUAAUGAAUAGCAUCAUGACAUUCGUUUUACCAUCAAUUCACGAACACACCGGAUUACUUGCAAACUACUAUUUUCAUUUUUACAUGCCCGGGUUCAAGUUCAUCCUUUUCUGUUAUACAUAUUCGCGGAUCGUGACCCUGUGGAUGGUCGCAGCUGUGACCUGCCAGCGUUAUUUUGCGUUACGUAUGCCGCUAAAAGCCAAAGCAUUUUUAACCUCACGAUUGUUAUGCAUUGUGGUCAUCGCCAUUGUCUGUGUGGCAAUUGCAUUUUCAAUUCCAGUGAUAUGGAAAGUAGAAUACGGGACUUGGCUGGACUGUAGAACGAACAUAACAUACCAAGGACCUCGAGUUGUACUCACUGACCACACCGGCCACGGAAAGGGACCCGCAUACUUCAUUUUGGAGGCCCUCUUUAACACACUUCUUCCAAUGAUAAUAGUGUUCGUCCUUAACAUAUCAUUGAUCAAACGCUUGAAAAUAGCGUCAAAGCGUUUAAAAGAAAAGACAAAAUCUGAAGCAAAAAGUAAGGAUGUGACUCUCCUUUUUGCGGCUCUAGCAACAACGUUUGUAAUCUGCACACUUCCGGAAGUGAUUUUCAGAAUGAUCUACAGUAUUGAUACAUUCGUUUACCAAGUGUUAAACCCAAUAUAUUCAUGGCGAUUCAUGUUGAUUUCUAAUCUAUUUCUAGAUCUGAACUCGUGUGCUAAUAUCUUGGUGUAUUAUGUCGCCGGAUCGCAGUUUAGGAAAGCUGUGAAGGAUUUUAUUAGAUGCGGGAAAAAGGAAUAUAUCCGACCGUCUUAUUCGUCUAGUCAGGAGUUGUCCUCCCCGGCAAAGAAUGCAAUUAUCAAGACGAACUUUUAGGAUUUUCAUCGAGGAUAGCGUCUAUCAACAAAAUCUAUUAAGGACACUAGUUUAGGUGGUCACCUCUUUCUUAAGGACACCACUUGUCAUUCUGGAGGGUGCCCUAAUAGAGAGGUCCUACUGUAUUUCCAAUCUAUUUUCAUUCAGAUGAAGAUGGAGGACUGUCAUGAGGAGAAUGUCCAAAAAAACAAUUUCACGUACGGCAGAACUUUUUUGGUUUGAAAAAGCUGAAAUAAAGUUGUUAUCUACCAUAAUCAAACUUGUGAAAAUGUUAUAUAAUAGGCCUAUAGACUUUGGCGAAUUGCAAAAAUAAGAGGUUUAAAAAUAUAUGGGUUUACAGAAGAUCAAUAUUUCUU